This is a messenger RNA of Dermacentor albipictus, 1067 nucleotides long. Its product is annotated as venom peptide isomerase heavy chain-like. Gene Ontology annotation, biological process: proteolysis. The record is from RefSeq and is a predicted model, not a curated record. NCBI's taxonomy places the organism in Eukaryota, Metazoa, Arthropoda, Arachnida, Ixodida, Ixodidae. Gene Ontology annotation, molecular function: serine-type endopeptidase activity.
UCCUCAGAAGACUUUCAGUACAGUCAAGAGGCAGCACAGAAUGCCGAUCGUGUGGAGCAGAAGCAACGUGUGCGGAGACUCAAACACUCGCUCUACUUCAAAAUGUUGGUUAAUAUUUGGGUUCUUCCUUUUCCUAGUGGAUCCAAUGACCGGAGAAAAUAAAAUCGACACCCGCCUCAAUCGAAAAAGUUGCGGUUGGUCCCAUGCCACGGGAAGGGUUUUCAAUGGUGAGCCUAUAAGCAGGACGCUAAUUCCUUGGAUAGUACAGAUAGAAACAUCUGUGCGAGGCACGGGUAAACUCAAGCUGUGCGGUGGAAGCAUCAUUACACGCAAUGUUGUGAUGACAGCAGCACAUUGUUUUCCUGAGAUGUCCUUACUAGAAGAAAUUACUAUAUAUUACAAUUCGACAAAGACAAGAGCUGGGCCGGAAAAUUAUGUGGACCGCAUCAUUACGUAUCCCAAAUUCAAUAAACGCUAUGCCAUGAAAUAUGACAUCGCACUGUUGAAGGUUCGAAAUAAUUUUAGGUUUGAUAGAUUUGUUCGACCAAUAUGCCUUCCCAAUAGAGAUAUUAUUGUGGGAAAAAGACCAUUAUUAGCUGCCGGCUGGGGAAUCAUUAAUUCUGAGAAUCCUCCGGACCUCUCCAAAAAUCUGAUGUAUGUACAUAUUUACGCAAUGCCACAAGAGAAGUGUGAAAAUUUCAUGAAACAUAUCCGAGGUGAGAACAUAAGUGGAUUUGAUUCCAAAUAUGCCCUGUGUGCCGUAGGGCUCAGCGGAACUCCCUGCGAAGGCGAUUCUGGUGGCCCGAUAACCAUGAGACGCAAAAGUGGAAAAUCUGUGCAAGUAGGCCUAUUAAGCGCUGGAUCACUUGAGUGCAGCUACAUGAGUAUAUAUUCAAUCAUCGUUGAUGUUUACAAGUUUUCGUCUUGGAUAAAAGAAGCCCUCCACCACUAUGAAAGCUGGAAAACCAUUGAAGGUCAUAAUCAUGAAUUCAUGUAGUAGACGGUAUUCUAACUGUCAUGUAUUUUCAAAAUAAAGCUGCAUAAUUUGUGCGGCAUCAGAGACAAAA